This is a messenger RNA of Prunus mume (Japanese apricot), 2696 nucleotides long. Its product is annotated as filament-like plant protein. The record is from RefSeq and is a predicted model, not a curated record. Lineage: Eukaryota; Viridiplantae; Streptophyta; Magnoliopsida; Rosales; Rosaceae.
UUCAUUGCAAUUAAAAUAUUAUUUUCAAAAAUAAAAAAACUGCUGCUGCUACAUUUUCUACAAAUAAUCAAUCGCGAUUAUGGGCGGGAAUAAGGGUAGCUGGAUUUCAAAAUCCAGCCACAGAAUAAACAAAUGAGAGAAAACCAUUUUCAAUUUUGAAUAAAAGAAAAGCUGAAAAAGUGGAUUUUGAGGUUUCUGCGCACUCUCUCCAUCUUCACAGCUUGAUAUCCACAAACAAGCACAUGCUCGUCUCUUUUUUCUUUUAUAUUUCCGAGUACCCAAAAAGAAGCACUUGAUUGCGUUCGAUGUGAUGCUGGAGCUACAAAUCCUUCCAUCUUCGGAGCGAGCAAAUGAACAUUCUGUGAAGUGCUAGUUGGGAAGUUGGACAAUAGAACAUUAGAUGGAUCGCAAGUGGUUGUGGAAAAAGAAGUCUUCUGAGAAGAGCUCUGGAGAAACUGACAGUUCAGGUUCAGUAUCUUCACACUCUGAGAGGUACUCUGAUGAACAGCAGGAAGCACUUAAGGCAUCUCCUAAUCAUGACACUCAAUCACCCGAAGUCACAUCAAAAGCUGCAUCCAAUGCUGAAGAUGUUAAUGAUAGUGUGAAGAGUCUAACAGAGAGAUUAUCAGCUGCUCUUGUGAAUGUUAGUGCCAAAGAAGACUUGGUGAAGCAGCAUGCCAAAGUUGCUGAAGAAGCUGUUGCAGGCUGGGAAAAGGCUGAAAAUGAGGCGACCGUUUUUAAGCUAGAACUUGAAGCUACAAUGCAGCAAAACUCAGCCCUGGAAGAUCGGGUAAGCCAUCUUGAUGGGGCCCUCAAGGAAUGUGUAAGGCAGCUUAGACAAGCAAGAGAGGAGCAGGAACAAGCCAUACAGGAAGCUGUGGUGAAGAAAACCCGUGAUUGGGAGUCUACCAAAUUAAAGCUUGAAAGUCAAAUUAUUGAGCUCCAGAGAAAAGCGGAAGCUAAUAGAUCUGAAGUUUCUGCUUUUGUGGAUCCUCAUCUUUCUCAUAAGCUUCAAUCUUUGGAAAAAGAAAACUCAGCCCUUAAGCUUGAGCUACUGUCUCAAGCAGAGGAGUUGGAAAUCAGGACAAUUGAGAGGGACUUAAGUACUCAAGCAGCUGAAACAGCCAGUAAGCAACACUUGGAGAGUAUAAGGAAGGUUGCAAAGCUUGAAGCUGAGUGCCGGAGGCUAAAAGCUUUGGGUUGCAAAAUACCUUUAGUUCAUGAUCAUAAAUCCAGUGCUGCUUCCUCAAUUUAUGUGGAGUCUUGCAUGGAUAGUCAAUCGGACAGUGGAGAACGGCUAAACAUGAUGGAGAUAGAUUCUCAAAAGAUGAAUGGCUCAGAGCCAAACAAGCGUGACCUGAAUUUCUCUGACUCGUGGGCGUCAGCCCUGGUUGCUGAGCUUGAUCAAUUCAAGAAUGAAAAGGCUGUUAACAGAAAUUUGCCGGCCUCUUCUGUUGAUAUUGAUCUCAUGGAUGAUUUUCUUGAGAUGGAACGACUUGCUUCAUUGCCACAUACUGAGGUUGGAACUAGUUGCCUAGAAUCAGAAGCCAUAAUUAAUCAGUCCAAUAAUGAAGAAAGUGCCUUGAGAGCUGAACGUGAAGCCAUGAGUCUUCGGACAGCUGAAUUAGAGGAUAAGUUAGAAAAUUUGGAAGUAGAGAAAGAAAAGUUGGAGGUAGAGAAAGCUGAACUUGCAGCUAUGAGUCAUCGAACAGCCGAACUAGAGCACAAGUUAGAAAAGUUGGAAGUAGAGAAAGAAAAGCUGGAAGUAGAGAAAGCUGAACUACAAACUGCUUUAGCCAAAAGUCAAGAAUGUUUUGAGGCAGCAGAGUUUCAGCUAAAAGAAGCAGAAAUGAAGUUGGAGGAGUUACAAAAGGAGCUAAACAGUGCAAGAGAAUCAAAACAGACUAUUGAGUCUCAGCUGAUUAGCAUGGAAGCAGAGGCGCGGACCAUGUCUGCCAAGGUUAAUUUCUUAGAAGCAGAGGUUCAAAGGGAGAGGACUUUAUCAGCAGAAAUUGCUGUCAAAUGUCAAAGUUUAGAGGAAGAGCUAUCAAGAAAAAAUGAAGAAGUCAAUCUUAAGAAAAAUGCUUGCUCAAAUGGUGAAUUGAAGAUAAAGCAGGAAGACCUAGCUGUAGCUGCUGGAAAGCUUGCCGAGUGUCAGAAGACAAUAGCAUCUCUUGGGAAUCAACUGAAAUCUCUAGCAACACUAGAAGAUUUCCUGAUUGACACUGCAAACAUACCAGGGUUCUCUGCUGUUGCACCACAGAUACCUAAAGCUGAUGACCAGUGGAAGUUUCAUUCCAAUGUGACAUUUUCACCUAAAAGAGAUUCUGUGUCAAAACCAGCCGAUGAGAGUUGUGGUCCUUCAGUAAAUAGAAAUGAGGAUACUUCACCACCAUCUUCAUCUUCAUCAACCUCAUCUACUGUAUUGUCAACUCAUGUCAGUUCUGAGAAGAAUCGAAACGGGUUCGCAAAGUUCUUCUCUCGAACUAAGAGUGGGAUACGACUAGAAAUUUAGCUAAGAUUCAUUCUUUAGAAGAGAAAAACAAUAGAUAUAAUUGAUUUUAUGGGUUUGUAUUACAGAGAAUUUAGUGCUUCACUGUAUUUUAAAGGUUGCUAAUUAAAUGCUGAUUAAUUGGCACAUUUUGUUUUCAAAUGAACAGUAAUAGAUCAAGCUCUGAAUGUCCACAGAUUUGCCC